AGCUCUUUGUUCUGGUUUCUUGCCGCCAUCUCCGUUCCCUCUGUAUUUCUUUUCAGAGGAAAAUUCAAAACCCUAACCCUAAUCACCAACUCUUCUUCUAUCAAUUCAAUCCAAAUCAUGUAAUUGUUCUUCAAGCUUAUCUCCAGCCUCUUAGAUCUGCUAGAUUUGCAAAUCUCGAUUUCUCGUCUUACUUCUGUUUGGCCAUUAGAUUUCACAAGAACUGUAUGAAUGCUUCAAUCUCGAGGUUUCUUUGAUUCGAUUUCUGCAGAUUUCAGUUGAUUCUUGGCUUUGAAAUAGUUUCUCCCUCUGAUUUUGAAUCUUGGGAACAAUGGCGGUUUAGUAUUUGCGGCGAAAAUUCUUGGUUGAAUUUGAAUCUGCAUGCUACUAUGAGUUCAAUCCUCAUAUAUUACUCUGAAUUCUAGGGUUCAUUCUUUUUUGAAAGCUUCUACCUGGGAACUCGGUUGCCGAAUCCACUGCUUAGAAAUUUCUAGAGAAAUUUUUUUUUUAAAUGGGAGAAGGAGCAGUUUGUUUGGGAACCUUGGUGGAUAGUGCGAUGGGAAGUGUACACGCUUCAAAGACUGAUUUUAAGCGAGACCGUGAGUUUCUUGAUAGCGAACGAGAAGCUGCCGAGGACUCCCUUCCUAACAAGAAGCAAGCAAAAGAAACGUCAAACGAGGACAUUCAGUCUGAGGUUUCGAAUCCCUUAGGUUCUCCCAAAGAGCAAGACAUAACUAGCCAACCAACUGAAUUGGUUUGCAGCGGUAAGCAAGCUGGAGAGGUAGCUUCUGCAUGCUUGGGGAAUUCAGGCUGUGAGGAGAGUCCGAGUGAUGGAGAGCCUAGUGGAAAUGAUACUUUUCAAACAGAAAUCUCUCAAACUUCUGACACUCCUGUUCCUGUGCCAACUUCUGUCACAUUGGAAAUUCCGAAGCAUCUUAGUUCAUCUGGGAUUAGAAAAAUUACUUUUAAGUUUAGCAAAAGAAAGGAGGAUUAUUAUAAACCAUCACCUGCUUUAGUUCUGGAAAAUACUUAUGGUAAUGGUUCGGUUGAAUGGAGUAGUCCAUACCCGUGUGCUCCAAAUAUGGAAUUGAAAAUGUCUAAGAAGGUGGUUGCCAGAAAUUACCCUACAAAUGUUAAGAAGUUGUUAGCAACUGGCAUUCUUGACGGAGCUCGGGUGAAGUAUGUUUCUACUUCUUCAGAGAGAGUGCUUCAAGGAAUUAUUCAUGCAGGAGGGUAUUUAUGUGAAUGUUCAUCAUGCAAUUUCUCAAAAGUGCUGAGUGCUUAUGAGUUUGAGCAGCAUGCUGGUGCUAAAACCAGGCAUCCAAAUAAUCACAUAUACUUAGAGAAUGGGAAGCCAAUUUAUAGUAUUAUUCAAGAACUAAAGACUGCUCCACUUGGAAUAUUAGAUGAAGUGAUAAAGAGUAUGGCUGGUUCAUCUAUCAAUGAAAAGUCCUUCGUGUAUUGGAAAGCUAGUCUACGGGAAAGUCACUCAGUGAAUGAAGCUGAUAACCGAGAUAAUAUGAAGCAUCAUAGUUUGCCGGAUAUGUUUGUAAGUAAUUCUGUGGAAGGAAGCAUGAGCCCUACUUCUUCUUCUUUGGCACAGAAUAAUCCUGCUACUGUUAGACAGCAAAAGGUGGAGAUGGUAGAAAAGCAGAAACACUCUCUAAAAAGGCCAUACUCCGAAAUCUCAAACUCUGUUGCACAACAAAAGAAAACUGCUGAAGGUGCCUCCAAGAAGAGGGACAAUGACUUACAUCGGUUACUGUUUAUGCCAAAUGGACUUCCAGAUGGUGCUGAAUUGGCUUACUAUGCCAAAGGACAGAGGUUACUUGAGGGCUACAAGCAGGGAAAUGGUAUAUUCUGUGAUUGUUGCACUAAAGUGAUUAGCCCUUCACAGUUUGAAGCUCAUGCUGGAAUGGCUGCUAGAAGACAACCGUAUCGUCACAUAUAUACUUCUAAUGGAUUGGCACUUCAUGACCUAGCUGUAUCCUUGGUAAAAGGACAGAGGCUUACAACUGGUGGAAGUGAUGACAUGUGCGCGAUAUGUGGGGACGGGGGAAAUUUGCUUCUUUGCCAUGGGUGUCCUCAGGCUUUUCAUCCUACUUGUUUGGGUUUGCCAUGCUUUCCUGAAGGUGAAUGGUUCUGUUCAAAUUGUAUAGAUAAAUUUGGUUCUGGACAGAGUCCAAAUAUGUCAAGACCAAUUUUUAUCCGCUUGACACGGGUUGUUAAAGCACCAGAAUUCCAGAUUGGUGGUUGUGCUAUUUGCAGGGAACAUGAUUUCAGUGCCAAGGUCUUUGAUGAUCGAACAGUUAUUAUCUGUGAUCAAUGUGAGAAGGAGUUCCAUAUUGGUUGCCUGAGGGAUAGUGGAAUGUGUGAUUUGAAAGAUAUCCCCAAGGAUACAUGGUUUUGUUGUGAUGACUGCAAUAGGAUCUAUCUGGCCCUCCAGAGUUCUGUUUCAAGUGGAGUGCAGAUGAUACCUUCCUCAUUGCUGCAAACAAUAACAAGGAAGUAUCUAGAAAAAGGUUUAUUUGUUGAUGGAAAUGCUGAAUUGGUUCAGUGGCGAAUUCUAAGUGGCAAAAGCCGUUGUUCCGAUAAUUUGCCGUUGCUUUCAAAUGCUGCUGCAAUUUUCCGAGAUUGUUUUGAUCCCAUUGUUGCAACAUCUGGUCGUGAUCUUAUUCCUCUCAUGGUCUAUGGGAGAAAUAUCUCUGGCCAGGAGUUUGCUGGAAUGUACUGUGUGGUUUUGAUUGUGAGGUCUGUUGUUGUAUCAGCUGGUCUCCUUAGGAUAUUUGGUCGCGAAGUUGCUGAGCUUCCUCUAGUGGCAACAACCAGAAAACAUCAAGGAAAAGGUUAUUUCCAGGCAUUAUUCUCAUGCAUUGAGAGGUUACUGAGUUCCCUCAAUGUGGAAAACCUUGUACUCCCUGCAGCUGAGGAAGCUUUGUCAAUCUGGACAAAGAAAUUUGGCUUCAGAGAGAUGAGUGAUGAGCAACGGUUGAAUUACCAACGCCAGUUCCAACUGACAAUUUUCAAGGGAACAUCAAUGCUGGAAAAAGAGGUGCCGCCAAUAACAGAAUAACUUGUUCAUCUCUCCCAGAAGUUUUUAUCAGAAUAGAUUGGAGUUAGAACCAUUCUCAAUUUCCCAUGGCUUUUCCCUUUUCCUGCAAAAAUUGUUUCCGUUCUUAAAGUUUCCAUCAUCAUUUUCCUUUCUUUCAAGUUACAACAGCCAGGAUACUGGUUUAAGUACUGCGUUUUCUUCUAUACAAACUAGAUAAAAGGCCAAAAGGACAGGAUUUUUAGGAAAAAGAUAAAAUGGCACAGGGAAAACACUGCAUGCUGAUCUUUUACAAUGCAUGAUGCAUGUUGCAAGAAAAAUCUUUGUACUCCGUGUUUUCUAUUUUUGUUGAAUAUGCAAAACUAAGACCUUCCAGCUGAAAAGUCA
This is a messenger RNA of Rubroshorea leprosula, 3433 nucleotides long. NCBI's taxonomy places the organism in Eukaryota, Viridiplantae, Streptophyta, Magnoliopsida, Malvales, Dipterocarpaceae. The record is from the annotation of a GenBank genome assembly.